Molecule: messenger RNA, 3020 nt
Organism: Oreochromis aureus
Lineage: Eukaryota; Metazoa; Chordata; Actinopteri; Cichliformes; Cichlidae
Gene: tmem266
Product: transmembrane protein 266
Exons: 11
Coding region: 535-2172 (545 amino acids)
Cellular component (GO): plasma membrane
Molecular function (GO): voltage-gated channel activity
Source: RefSeq, a predicted model, not a curated record
ACUGCUCGUCACACAUAUGUAACCGCUGGAAUCCUUUUUUUCAGCACCUGGACAGCUCCCGGUCGUGAACCCCUUAUUAUUAUCGGGCACAUGGAGUCCCUGAUGUGAUUCUGGGGGAAGCCCUGCAAGCACAUCAUGUCUCCCUGCGAAGAUGUCGUUAUCACCCUGCUUCAGUGACAGCAUCGUCGUCUCCUUCUGAAGGAUGGUGCUUACAGUCCGGAGUAGGUGUUUUUGUGGUGCGCUAUCUUCUGAGAGGCGAUACGGGUGCUUGGCCAACGCAAAUCUAAGGCUAAUCGCAACCUACACACAGCAAGAUCCGAGCUUCCCUCACACUGAUCAUCAUCAUCAUCAUCAUUCACGGCGAGGAGGGAGAUAUAACCAUCAUCACUGCGAGGGCAAAGGAGUCACGACCACACUUUACACAAUGUAGAGCAAGACAACACAAGAGGAGCCCAGUCUCUGCAGCGGUGAAAUCACAUUUCACACUUGGGGUUAUUUAGCGUGGACGUCUGUUUGCAGCAACAAGACCUCGACAUGAGCAACACUCAGGCUCCUCCCCAGGCUGGAGCCUCAGAGCUGGAGGUCAUCUCCCAGCAGGUAGAGGAUGACAACCAGUGUGUGGCCCCCGUCCAGCUGGUCAGCUUCACCUACAGAGACUUGCCUUUGGCGGCACUGGACAUAUCCCUCGCUGGAUCCCAGCUCAUAUCUAACCCAGAUGAAGAGGAUAGCAGAGAGGGGUCAAACUGGCUGAAGCCAUGCUGUGGACGAAGGGCAGCGCUGUGGCAGGUCUGUCUGCUGUCGGCAGGCUUCAACUGCUUCCUAGUGGCCUGUGUCAUUCUGGUGGUGGUGUUGCUGCUGCUGGAGCUGCUCAUAGAUACCAAGCUGUUACAGUUUAAUAAUGCAUUCCAGUUUGCCAGCAUCAUCCACUGGAUCAGCCUGGCCAUUCUUUCUGUGUUCUUCACUGAGACCGUGUUCAGGAUCGUGGUGUUGGGGAUAUGGGAUUACAUCGAGAACAAAAUAGAGGUGUUUGAUGGAGCUGUCAUCGUACUCUCUCUGGCCCCCAUGGUGGCCUCCACAGUGGCCAAUGGCCCCAGCAGCCCCUGGGAUGCUAUCGGUCUCAUCGUCACGCUGCGGAUCUGGAGGGUUAAGAGGAUCAUUGACGCCUAUGUGCUGCAAGUUAAGGUGGAAAUGGAGCUGGAGAUCCAACAGUAUGAGAAGGCCAAGGCUGUGAGGGAGGAACAGCUUGAUCGACUCACCCAGAUCUGCCAAGAACAGGCCUUUGAAAUCAGGCAGCUCAGGGCCCACCUGGCUCAGCAGGACCUGGAUCUUGUGGCAGAGCGUGAAGCAGCCAUGCAGAUCCACCAUAUGUGGGGUAAACAGAGCAGCAGUUUCCAGGAGGUGGACGGUCUGGCCCCUGGGGCCUCUGAGCAUCACAGGCCAAACAAAGUUAGAGAGCCUGGGGGUGCUGCAGAUCAUCAUGGUCAAGAUGACAUGAACAACUAUAUCAGCCAGUACUACAGUGAGCCAAGCAGUGAUACAGGGAUCCCAGACCCAGCGCGAGUCAUUACAACAGCAGCCAUAGAUGUGCACCUGCCUAACAACCCGAGUCAGCUACCGCCCUCUUUGGUGAGCGCCGAUGCGGUGCCGUCCAGCCGUUUGCAGCGCACAGGCAGCUCGGUCAGCGAAGCCUCCACAACCACAGUGUCCCGCGCCAGCUUCAGCACCCGUCAGCACAGCAUCAGCAGCCACACGCUUGGCUCCACCAUGGACUGCAGCUCCACGGUGCGCGAGGCCUCCACGUCCACAGACUACAGCGACCAACGUUGCUACCCUCCGCCCUACAGCAGCCCUCUGGCUCUGGGCACUCAGCCGAGAGGGAGCCCCAGCGCUGUGGUGCAGGAGUUGCUCUCUUCUCUGUCUGAGGACUCGUGUCUCACGCAAAAGGGCCUCGACCCCGUCAACCUGAAACCACCCAGCCCAACAGGUUCCACGAAAACCAGCCCCGAGCUGGAACACAGGGUCAACAUCUACAACAAGAGGAACCAGGAGAGCCGAGUCGGGCUCAACUCCAAGACAGUCAUCCAUCUGCAGGGUAACGAGCCUCUCCUAGAGGAGAAGUAUAGGAUGAUGGGGCCAGUAGAUACUCAAAUCAACCGUCUAUCAGAGACAUAAGAGCCUGCAAAAUGUAGAACUUCACAGGACUCGCUCUUUAUUUCAGCCACAAAAAUUAUUGCUCUACUAAAUUCCCAAACUUCGCUGCUGGGAGUCACUGGCACAUAAACUGUAUGUCUGACAUCCUCUUUGUACUACUGGAGCUGAGAGGAUGAACCCGUGGGAGCAGCACAAACAAAGGGCAUGGAUGAGAGAGGGAAGCAGACUUGUUAUCAGGCAACACUUAUCAGGAAUUGACACUCAUAAAAACACUUUUACUAAAAGAAACCAGCAAUGGGGCUUUUGUCCAAAACUGAAAACCACUUUUGAUAUAUUAAAGUCUGAUUUCUAGGAAAUGAAACCAGUGAGAGGAUGGUGCUGAGGGCUUAGUUCCUCUGAUACACUUUGUAGAUGUGGAGAUACUGGUGUAGGGACUGAUUUGAGAUAUAAAGUGAAAGUUUCUCCAAGAAAGAAAAAGACACGGAUUCCCCAGUAGUGCAGGUAUAUGAGCCGUUUUGUCUGUCUAGAAUCUCCAAACUCAUAAAGAAAAGUCCUCUUUGAUGGACUGCUGCAGGGUACCAUUGGAUCAGUCUCAGCUUCUUUCUAAUCCGUUUCUAUAUUUGCGUUAACGUUUUUAAUCUAAAUUCUGUGAGUGAAGCGAGUGCAGAAUCCUUUUGAUUGACGGAUGAUUCGUGUUGAGUUUUUAUCCAGAUGCCAUGACUGGAAAUCGACCAAACCCAGCUGAGUCAAUGUCUGAGAUUUUGCAAACUAUGGCAUGACCAUCACUUGACAAGCUAACUGAAAAACCUACCUACACAUGACAUAUUUCACACAAUUCAGGUCUUUUUUUUUUUUGUAUUACUUUAAAG